Molecule: messenger RNA, 4285 nt
Organism: Anopheles moucheti
Lineage: Eukaryota; Metazoa; Arthropoda; Insecta; Diptera; Culicidae
Product: polyhomeotic-proximal chromatin protein-like
Exons: 3
Coding region: 1-4095 (1364 amino acids)
Cellular component (GO): MSL complex
Molecular function (GO): ubiquitin protein ligase activity
Source: RefSeq, a predicted model, not a curated record
AUGAAUCCGACCUCGCUAUACAUCACCACGUCGCGGCUCGUCUUCCAGGGUGACAUUGUAGCCGAGCUGCAAGAUCUCAAUCGUCUGUUACCCUACCUGCGCAAAAGCCUGAGCUGUGCGGUAUGCUGCAAGCUGCUGGUGGAACCGCAUAGCCCAUCGACGGGCGACUGCCAGCAUCACAUCUGCCGUGUGUGCGUUGGCAAACACAAGAAACUCAAACCAGCAUGUCGCUUCUGCAAGGGUUUGCUGCAGUAUCGGGAGAACACGCAGCUACGGUUGCUGCUGCAGUGCUACAAGAGCAUCUGCACGUUCAUUCGGUCCCGACCCGUUUAUGCGGAUAUAUGCAAAUGUGCACCGAGCCAGCCGGGUGGUGGAGGGGCGGAGGGAGGUGCCAGUACAAGCGGUAGUACCGGCACAACUCCCAAUAGCUUGAUGGAUCUGAUCGAGGAGGGUGCGGCCUUCGUCGAUGACUUCAAGUGCACUUCCGGCCUGUCAAAGUCGGCCUAUUCGAUACUGCCCUGCAUCUUUCCACCACCCGUCGUAACCGUGCAAACGCCAACCGAGCCGAAACCGAUCGCUCUCGUGCCACCGUCCGCGCCCUGUUGCUCCAAGGCGACAAACAAACCGAAACCAGCAAACAAAACACCGGCACCGGCUGAACAUGUUAAAUUGGUGCUGCAAGAAAAGAAAAAGGUGCUGCGAAAGACGAAGCCGCGUCAACCGGAACAGCACCAGCAGCAAUCGGCCCCACAGGAACGGAAGAAACGCAAUCAAGCAAAACAGAAACAAAAACCAGUAAAGCAAGAGCAGCAACAACCGAAACAGGUGCUGCAACAAAAGCAAGCACAAUCAUUGAAGCUGCAGCAAAAGAAGCAGUCGCAACAAUCGCUACCACUGCAGCAAUGUGCACAACUGAUACAACAACCGAAGAAGGGACAGAUGUUCAAACAGAAAAUUGCAAACGUAUCCCAGCAGCAGCAAAAGUUGACGAAGCAACAGGUACUACCGCAUCAUGAGCAACACAAGCAGCAGGUGCUGCAGCAAUGCCAACAACGAAAGCAGCUAUCGCAGCAGUUUCAACCUCAGCAACAGCAACAGCAGGCAACGCUACAGUAUCAAAGUCAACAGCAGCAAAGCAAGCAAGUGCCACAGCAGCAGGUUUCACAACAGUUACAACAGAAACAAUUGGUACAGCAGCCAACAGCCAAGCAACCAAGGCAGCGACCGAAGCAAAUAAAAACAUUGUUGAAAAUUAAGCCACAGUCGGAAUUGCAAUCUCAGCAGUUUUUGCUACCGACACAACAACCACCACAGCAAUUGAUGCAGCAACAGCAGCCGCCAAAACCGGCACAGCUACUACAACAACCCCUGCAGCAACAAAAAUCAAUGCAGCUGCAAUCGCAGGCACUUAAACCGGCGCAACAACAGCCACCAGUAGCGAUGGCCGGCACCCAAAUGUUGUCAGGUCAAAAGAUUAUGAGUGGUGGACCGGUUCAAGCUCAAAAAUCACUUCCGCUGCAGCAAACCGUCCCCAUUAAGCAGGAAACAAAACAGCAAAAGCAGCAACAGCAGCAGAUGGCGUUUCAAAAUCCGAUCUUGUCGCAACCGGUACCGAAUGUGGUCCAGGUCCGGAAGCAGGAUACGUUAGAGUACUUAAGGGAGAACCCACCGCUGGCGGAGCAGCAGGAUAGCUUGCAAAAGCAGCACGAGCUAAUGCAGCACAGACAGCAGCAACAGUUACAAAUCGCUCAGCGCCGGCAACAGCUCCAACAACAGCAAAUCAUACAUCCGCAAAAGCUCCCCUCGCAGCAGCAAACAGUCGCGGCAAAGGUGCCGCAGCAGAUACCGAUCAUGCAGGCGCAACAAUCACGCAUGGGAUUCCCGGGCAAUACGGCCGACGUGGUCAUACGUCCGAAUGCGAACAAGAUCAAUUCUGGCCUCAUACGGAACGUGCUACCGGCACGUGUCGGUACCACCAUUAUACAUGCGGAAUCACUCGCGAACAGACCGGUCGGAACGGUUGCUCCGACUGCAGGCCACGGUAAGACCGCAAUAGUACCAACGAACGUGGCAAACACACCGCUCCUAACGCAACCGAUCAUAAAGAACAGCUGCGUACCGACGACGCCGCGUAUCGUUAACAUCACCACACCGCAGGAAAUUAAAUUCGAAGCGGCACCGAUUAAAACCGUAUCGAGCGGUACGACAAUGUAUUCGGUGCUGUACGCGGAGAGUGGCAACAAGUUUACGAUCAAGCGUAAACCAGAUCCAGUAUCGGCUGCGAAGCCCGUACAUGCUGGUCAACAGGCGAAAAUAGCGACCAUGGUAUCGAACGCUGCUGGUUUGGCCAGCGGUUCACGCGCCAUAAUUCCUGCCAAGGUCGAUGUCGAUCAGACCAAGCUGGGAACGGUACAGAAAGCUCAGCCACAGCAACCGAUUGUAUUGCAGUUCCGGCCACCACAGACACGACCAAUACAGCUGCCACUUCAACAACAACAGGGAGCAGUCGUACAACAGCAGCAACAAUCGUCCGUUCAAGCGCAGCUGCCCCAACAACAUGCAUCGAUGGUGCAACAACAAAUACAGCAGCAGCAGCAGCAACAACAACAGCUGCAACAGUAUCAACUUCAGCAACAACAGAAGGUUGCAGCACCAUCACAACAAACCGUAGUGGCACUAGCACCGCAACAACAGCAAAACUUCCGCUCGCUCAUCAUUCAACAACAACAACAACAACAACAACAACAACAACAGCAACAGCAACAGUUGACAACUCAACAGCAACAACCGCCGGCGCAACCACCAGCAUCGCAACAACAAUCAAUGAAGCGUAAAGGUUGCCGUUGUGGUAAUGCAACCCCAACGCCCGGUAAGCUGACCUGUUGCGGUCAGCGCUGUCCGUGCUAUGUUGACUCCAAGUCCUGCGUCGACUGCAAAUGUCGUGGUUGUCGCAAUCCGCACCGUGCCGAUGGUUUGAAGAUCCGCCGCAGUCUGUCGGAAUUGUUGCAGCAGUAUAAUGCACCAGCAACGACCACAGCCACGUCAACGCCAGGCAUUGACACGCUGUCGUCCGGGUCGUCUACCGCCACGAGUGGCGUGUCGCUUGGUCCAACGAUAACGGCCGUCACGUACAGCAUUAACGCGGUGAAGCCUGCCAGUGCCGCGACGUCCGUGGCAAAUGGCAGCACCAAGGUGAAGGUAAUCAGUGCCGGGCAGCAUCAAAUUCUCCACACAACCGCGAAAGCGUCGCCUGCGGCAGCUGUCGUGAAGACCGGUGCCGGCGGUGGUCGUACCCGUACGAACGGUGGUGUCGGUGUAUGUCUGCUGCCAAAAACGCAGAAUGCGACCGUACCGACCGCCGGUACCAUCACGAUUCGGCCGUUUGCGAGUAGUGGUUUUAAUAGCGGCAUUACCACGACGAUCAGUUAUCUGCCUUCCGCUUCGCAAUCAUCCACCUCUACCGCAUCGGUGAGCGGUUCCUUGUCCGGCGGCACAUACGCAUCACCGUUGACCCGCACCAUGUCCCAACCGACCUCGGCAAGCGUAAGACUGAACAAACCACCCGCAAGGACCAGCACCGUAACGUCCGGUUCGUUCGCGACCCUGUCAACCGGUUCCACUCAAUCGCUGGACUGGACCCGGAUCGGCGGUGAGUCGUCCAUUACGACCAAAUCGUUCGCCAAACAGUCGUCCGGAGGCGUACGCACACCGUUUUGUUCGAUGGAACAGGAUCGUGAACGAUCGGCAGGGCUCGGUUCGCGCAACACAUUCGUCAGUGGCAAACCGGACGCACUGCUGAGCCAAAGCUCCGUCGCGAUGAUGCCGGUUACCGCUUCGCCCUCCUCCGCGUCGUUCUGUUCGUCCCCGGGCGUGUGGUCACCGUCGCUGCCGAGCAACCUGUUCGGGAGCAGCGCACCCUCCACCGGCACCGGUUCACCGGUCGGCUCUGGUACGACCGGACCGGAGCUGUCCUCCCUGUCCGGCUACGACAUGAACAGCUUCGUCAACAUUGGCCACAUGCUCGACCCGGACGGUGUGAUCGAUCUGUGCGACGAUCUCGAACUGAACCCGGCGAACCUCAUCUCGCUCGACUGAUCACGCCUCACGGUAACGCAACGGUACAGCAUGUGGAACGCGAAACAGGAUAAGCGAAACACAUUUGCUUUUUACUUCAAAAUUGCCUUUAUGUUCUGUAGUGUAGUGACAGCAAGUUCGCGUAGUAUUGGUAUAUGUUUUUUUACUAACUUUUAAAUACGCUCCAAUUGUGUAUCCUAUCUGCUUAAUU